AUGUGUAAGAACAAGAGGUGGACAUGUUGUAAAAAGUUCCAGGACCGGAAAAUAUUGAAACAAAACUCAGAAACAGAAACAGAUGUAGCUGGCCAAGGGAAAAGACGAAGAGUUAGAACGAGAGGAGGUUCUGCAUCUUCUAUCAAUCACCAGUUAAGAACUGGUCGUGACUUGUGCCAAAUACAUAGUGUACAAGUGCCUAUUGAGGAGGAGCUUUUGGCAAUAUUAAAUGAUAAUGAUGAGCGAGAAAAUUGCGCAAGGGCCCACUUUCAGGCGCAAGAACUUUCAGAUAAACAACGUCUGGACAUACUUGAAGCUUCUGAUGACAAUUUCGAUGAUGACGUUUUUGAUGAAAAUUUUCUUAACAAUUUUGAUGAUUCUGAUUCAGAUGAUGAUAAUAUGAUAUCAACUGAAACCUUCGCACCUUUAACUAGUGAUGGUGAGUGUUUAAAUUAG
Parnassius apollo (apollo) is the source of this 456-nucleotide messenger RNA. NCBI's taxonomy places the organism in Eukaryota, Metazoa, Arthropoda, Insecta, Lepidoptera, Papilionidae. The record is from the annotation of a GenBank genome assembly.